UGCUGAGGGAAGUCUGAGGUCAAGAAAUCUAUUAGGAAGAAGAGCAAGAAGGAAGGAGGGGCACACAGAAGUAUGAAAUCUAAACAUGGGCAGAAACGAGACGCUAAUAACAAAGAGACAGCCAAUUGUACAAUCUGUUUUGAAGGCUUUGAUGAACACAAGCAUAGGUUCAUUCAGACUCAGUGCGAUAAGGCAUUAAAAGCAAUUAAUGAAGAACUUAAAGGAGAAGAACAUAAGAAUGAAACUAUCGCUAUCAUUUACCAGAAGAACAGUGCAGAUGUGGAAAAAGAUGAACAAAACAACAGACUUUCUUGCCAAGAUAAGUUCAACAAGAACAGAAGCUUAGAGCUUUACACUAUUAAACAAACUGAUUUAAUUCAAUCAAAUGGGAAAGUUUUGGAAAACAUGGAAACUGAUGGAGUAGCAAUUCUGGUUGGAUGCAAGCAUGUAUUUCACAACACCUGCAUCAAUUCAUGGCUUAAACAAAAUAACACAUGCCCAGUUUGCAGAAAGAAUGUUCGCUACACCAGUUUACUCAAUCUAUUCUUCCUAAGAAGCCAUGCUAUUAAUUUCCCAAACGAGAACCCUGACCUCCAACACAACCCUUCAUCAUAUGUUUCCGGUCCUAGUUGAUAUUUCUCCCUUUGAGACAGUGACUAAAAUAUUCCAUAAUCUCCUCCAUCAGAUCUCGACCUGCCACAACCCAGCUC
Molecule: messenger RNA, 710 nt
Organism: Moneuplotes crassus
Lineage: Eukaryota; Ciliophora; Spirotrichea; Euplotida; Euplotidae
Source: the annotation of a GenBank genome assembly